CUGACGUCACGGAGUCGUCUUCGAAACGGAGAUAAAAAUGUCGGCAUAUUUGUUCUGCGGUUGAUGUAAAGGUUUUUCUUAUUAUUUUGUUUUCCUUUUUAGAAAAUUAUACAUUAAAAAGUCGACUUAUCGUCUCAAAUAAUUAGCGCUUAGUUACUAAAGAUCUAUUAUAAAUAAUGGAUCGUACACCAGAUGAAGAAAGCAUUUGUAGAGAGAGAAGAUCUCAUUUGCCGUCAUUAUCUAAAUUGGAUUUUAGUAGCGAUGAUGACAUAAAUACAUCAUGUCUUCCUAAGCGAAAUAGUUUAUUGGCUGGAACAGAUGAAACAUCUGAUGAUACAACAGAUUUUGAAGGAGAUGUAGAUGAUGUAGAUAUAUCUUUUCCAUCGAGAGCUGCAGAACAGGCAGAACAUCUUGUCCGAAGAGUGUUAGAAGAAGCAGAACAAGCUGAACAGCUAGUUUGGAAAGUUUGGGAAGAAGCAUGGAAAGUUUGCCAUUUUAGUUCACUACCAAGAUGGCUACAAGAUAACGAUUUCCUCCACAGGGGUCAUAGACCACCUCUUCCUUCGUUCAGCGCUUGCUUCCGUUCAAUCUUUAGGAUACACACUGAGACAGGAAACAUAUGGACACACCUUUUAGGUUGUAUUGCCUUCAUUGGUGUUGCUAUUUAUUUCCUUUCCCAUCCAUCCAAUGAAAUUGGUUGGCAAGGAAAAAUGGUUUUUGCUACAUUUUUUAUUAGUGCUAUUGUUUGUUUGGGAAUGUCAUUUACUUUUCAUACUGUUAAUUGCCAUUCAGAAAAAAUGGGAAAAUUAUUCAGCAAAUUGGAUUAUUGUGGAAUAGCUGUUCUAAUUAUAGGAUCAUUUGUCCCUUGGCUAUAUUAUGGAUUCUAUUGCCAAUAUCAGCUUAAGGUGUUUUAUUUCUGUCUAGUAUUUGUUCUCGGAACUUCUGCAAUUAUAGUCUCUCUCUGGGAUAAAUUCAGCGAACCACGCUUCAGAUGGUUACGGGCUGGUGUAUUUAUGGGCUUCGGUCUGAGCGGAGCAAUACCGUCCGUGCAUUAUCUAAUUGUGAACGGCUGGUUCGAAGCAGUCUACAGCGCUUCAUUUGGAUGGUUAUGUUUAAUGGGAUCACUUUACAUCUUGGGUGCUUUAUUAUAUGCACUUAGAUUACCAGAACGCUUCUUCCCUGGAAAAUGUGAUAUUUGGUUUCACAGUCAUCAGAUUUUUCACGUCCUGGUGAUCGCCGCAGCAUUUGUACACUAUCAUGGCAUAUCUGAAAUGGCAAUGUUCCGGCUGACCGUGGGAGACUGCAGCGCCAACACACUCGACCAGACCGUUGUGGACUGAAAUUCAGAAACCAAGAUUACUUGUCGUCUUUCCACUAACAAGUAUCAUACUUCAAAUAUAUUCUAGUUGAAUAUAUAAAAUUCCAGUUUGGGUGUGGCAAAGGAAUAACUCAAAUUGAACACGAGGAACCGACUUUACUCCAGUUUCUUUACUUUCUAAAAUUCUAUUUAGAAGCAUACGUGGACCAGAAGUGCCUUUGUGACAUCUUUGUGCUAAACAUAUACAAUAUUUAUUACUAGCGAUCUGCUUGUCGGAUGAUUUAUAAAAAAUGGAAAAAGGUUAUCGUAAUUUAUAAAUAUAGAUUUGGAAUGGAUGUAUUUGUCAAUAAAACAUACCAUGUUAA
Centruroides sculpturatus (bark scorpion) is the source of this 1683-nucleotide messenger RNA. RefSeq names its product adiponectin receptor protein-like. Gene Ontology annotation, molecular function: signaling receptor activity. The transcript has 8 exons. Gene Ontology annotation, cellular component: plasma membrane. The record is from RefSeq and is a predicted model, not a curated record. NCBI's taxonomy places the organism in Eukaryota, Metazoa, Arthropoda, Arachnida, Scorpiones, Buthidae. Bases 177 to 1340 code for a protein of 387 amino acids. Gene Ontology annotation, biological process: adiponectin-activated signaling pathway.